AUGAUGAAAAAAAUAUCAAAAUCACAAAGAUAAAUUCAAACCGGUUUUUUAAAACUCAUAAAUAGUUAAUCUGAUUAGGUCUAUAUACUAUACCUUAAGUUCACUUGGGUUAAUGGAGAAUUUUCGGAUAGUUAAAUCAUUCAAAAUUUUCAAAACCAUCUUAAGGAAAGUAAAUUAAGAUCUUAGGAGAUAAUAUACUUACAAGAAGAAGAAUUAUUAUACUAUAGGAGGUGAAACU
Molecule: messenger RNA, 238 nt
Organism: Paramecium octaurelia
Lineage: Eukaryota; Ciliophora; Oligohymenophorea; Peniculida; Parameciidae
Source: the annotation of a GenBank genome assembly